Messenger RNA from Larimichthys crocea (large yellow croaker), 9326 nucleotides. It is a transcript of the gene ahctf1, whose product is annotated as AT hook containing transcription factor 1. Bases 287 to 8302 code for a protein of 2671 amino acids. The transcript is spliced from 41 exons. The record is from RefSeq and is a predicted model, not a curated record. Lineage: Eukaryota; Metazoa; Chordata; Actinopteri; Sciaenidae.
CAGAGCGCGGUCGCUGCCUCUGCUCUGCCAGAACAAACACCGUCGAAGAAGCGGAGCAUGGAGCACUUUCCCACCGUGGAAAUGGCGCUUUGAGGCGGCGAAGCCUGAAGUCAGAGGCUGCAUCUUGUGCUUGUCAGUCAGCUGAAGCGCGCAAGGGGGCUCUACGCAUGAGUUGUACGUUGAAAAGGAGCAGAGUAUGACCGAGGAGAGAAGAAAUCGGGAGAUUCGUCAAGGAAACCAACACAUUCGUGGCUCUGAUAAAGCCGUCAACAUCGGACAGUGAACAAUGCAUGACCUGACUGCCCAAGUCACCAGCAGCCUGCUGCCUUUCCCAGGAGUGACUAUAGAUGCUCUGGGCGAGGAUGAGAUCACUCUGGACUCUGUGCUACAUGGGAAGUUCACUGUUGGCCGCUGUGGGCUGGCCUGGUUGGCCUGUGGCCCCCAUCUGGAGGUUGUCCAUGCAGUGACGGGAGAACGGCUGUCUGCAUACUGCUUCAGUGGUGGAGGCGAGCACCCGCCCAGCGUGCUAGCCGCCAGGGACUUCAGCUGGCUGAAACGGUCUGGAUUGUUGGUUGGCUUAGAGGAAGCAGAAGGCAGCGUGCUGUGUCUUUAUGACUUGGGACUCUCACGAGUGGUCAAAGCUGUGGUUAUACCUGGCAGGAUUACAGCUAUCGAGCCGCUAGUGAGUUAUGGUGGAGCGAGCACUUCCACCCAGCACCUUCACCAGAGUCUGCGCUGGUUCUUUGGCAUUGCUGCCGUAGUAACGGAUCUCGGCCAUGUUCUGCUUGUUGACCUCUGUCUCGAUGACCUGUCCUGUAGCCAAAGUGAACUGGAGGCUUCAGACCUGCAGGUAGUCACCAAAUCUCCUGCAGAGAUUCCCAGGCUUAGAGAAGUCAGCACCCGACAGGGCAGACAUCUUUGUCUCCAGCUGAAUGGGCCCAGCGGAGUUGGAGCCACAGCUCUGCAGUACAUCUCCAGGACAAACCAGUUGGCAGUGGGAUUUUCUGAUGGAUACUUGCAGCUGUGGAACAUGAAAGCUCUGAAGAAGGAAUACCACUCUCAGUUAGAAGGUGGCAGGGUGCCCGUGCAUGCCUUCACCUUCCAGGAGCCAGAAAAUGACCCAAGGAACUGUUGCUACCUCUGGGCUGUCCAGUCUGCUCAGGACCUCGAGGGAGAUAUGGUCAGCCUCCGCUUGCUUCAGUUGGCCUUCAGUGAAAGGAAGUGUCUUGCUUCUGGGAAGAUCCUCUAUGAGGGUCUGGAGUACUGUGAGGAACGUUACAGUCAGGAGUUAAGUGGCACAGCUUUCCCUCUCAGGGCCCAGACCACCAACACCCGCCUGCUGAGUUGCCAGACCAUCGAGAAGUUCAGAGCACAUCCCGAUAGGGAUGACAGCAUGAACGACGUUGCAUCUCCAGACACCAGUGUUUCUAUCUUCAGCUGGCAAGUGAAGGCCUACGGUCAGGGAACUCCAUCUACCUACAUCGGAGUUUUUGACAUUAACCGUUGGUACCACGCACAAAUGCCAGACUCCUUAAGAACGGGUGAAUCUCUGCAAAAUUGCCCCUACCUGGCGGUUUGGUCUCUGGACACAGUGGUGCAGAUGGUGUCUUCACACGUCCUCCUGGAUGCGGUAGUGCACGAUCGGAGCCUGAGCAGAGGCCUUCCCUUCACCUGCCCCCCACCAGAACAGUACUUCAACCCCACCACGUACAACUUUGAUGCUACCUGUUUGCUCAACUCUGGAAUUGUGCACUUAACCUGCUCUGGGUAUCAGAAAGAGACCCUGAGCUUUUUGAAGAAAGCUGCUCCUUGUUCCAGUGACAUCAUCUCCACCAGCUACUCCCGCUGCCUCAUGUCCGGCCUACUCUCAUCCCGCCUGGCUGACACCCAGGCAUCCAGCCUCUCUCAGGAGGAGCAGCUGGACGCGAUCCUGUCCACAGCGGUGGAGACGAGCUCCUUGGGGAUGAUCACAGGCUGUAUCAAGCAGUGGACUGCAGAAGAACAACCAGGUUCUGCACUCAAUCUGCGCUACAUCCUGGACUGGGCCUGGAACAAAGUAGUCCAGACCAAAGAGGAACUGGAUGGCAUUUGUGCACCGCUGUUCGACAGCUCAUCCAACUUCACAGACCCUCAGACAAUGCAGCUGCUGCAGCACAGCCAGCGGCUGCUCGGUAACCUCAGCACCAUCUUCCACUGCCUGCUCAGUGAAGCUCAGGAGCUCACACAAAAAGGCCUGCUCGGUCUGAUGAACAAGAACAUGGUGUCCAGUCUGAUUUCCAAGUAUGCUCAGGUGGUGCUCUGGUUCUGUCGUACCGGUCUACUGCCUGAAGGAUCAGAUGAUGACGCUCUCCAGAUCUCCAGGCCUUUCUACUCUCACUCAGUCAUCAGCAAUUAUUAUACUAUCCGCAGAGAGGAGCUCACCAGGCUGGCUAAGGGCAAAUGGUGUGCAGACUGCUUGAUGAUUGACGGUUUGGUCAGCCAGUGUGGUGAACGCGUGACCAACCUGUGGAAAAGGGACGACGGUGGGACUGGCCAAUACCCACCACCUACGCUGCAUGCCUUGUUGGACAUCUAUCUGCUGGACAACAUUGACGAAGCUGCCAAACAUGCAAUUGUGAUUUACCUGUUGCUAGAUGUCAUGUACUCCUUCCCCAAUAAGGAGGGAGCAUCAGUGGAGUCUUUCCCCACUGCUUUUGCCAUCCCUAUUGGACUGGUGAAACUAGUACAAGGCCUCUGGCUGCUGGACCAUCAUGACCACCAGAGUUCAUUUGAGCUGCUCCUGCAUCCAGCUGCCUCUCACUGUCAGUUUGAGUGGCAGCAUGAGCGGGUCCUGCAAGCACUGAUGUGCCAGGGCCAACAGUCAGUGGCACUACGAUACUUCCAUGUUACAAAGCCACCGAUUUCCUCCACAUCCCAGGCCAAGCUCUACCUGUCUGUACUGCUGCACAACAGGUGUCUCAUAGAGGCAUGGUCUUUACUCCGGCAGCACUCUAGUCGCCUCAACAUGGGUGAGCUCAUGGGCUUCCUGUAUGAGAGCUGCCAGGAGCUGGGCCUCAUCAAGGAGCUGCUGAAACUACCCCUGGGCCUCAAUGAACAGGAAUGUUUGGAGAAGUUUCUCCAGGGUACAGGCGGUCUCCAGAACAGAGAACUGCUGAUGGUUCAUUACCUCCAGCAGGCUAACUACAUUCCUGCCCUCCAGCUCAACCACAGCCUCAAAAUGAACCUGGUGAAUGAACGAGAUCCAAAGCUUAAAGAACGAUCUAACACCAGAAACUCUAUAUUGGAUCAGUAUGGCAAAGUUUUGCCCCGGGUCCAGAGGAAAUUGGCGAUGGAGAGAGCCAAACCCUACCAACAUCCAUACGUCAUCCACAGAGAAGUUUCUCGGCCGCAGCCACUGUCGACCAUCACCAAGCGUUCUGCCAAUGAGAAGGUGAUAUCGAGGGCCGGCUUCAUCAACAAUGUCCUGACCAAGAUUGAGGAGGUGUGGUUAGGCAAAGGAUCUACCCCGCAGUCCUCCCCAACCAAGAGCCCCAGGACAACUCAUGUUCAGAGCCCCAAGUCCUCCUCGUUGGCACUCUCCGAGCCAUUCCUGGGAACUCCCAUCACUAUGACCUCCAAACGAAAGUCGAGGCUGAUGGACUUGGUGGUUCAUCCCUCCUGUCAGACCCCUCGCCCUCUUCUCAGCCCUCCGAGACCUCCCAGCUCCUGGGUUUCUCCAAAGAGCACCAGCAAGGCCCCUGAACUCAGUCUGCUGCAAACACCACAGGUUGUCAAGCGAGCUCGGGCCUUGGCAGCCUCUGGCCCUGUGUUCUCAGCAUUCACCCCCCAGUCCAUCCUUCGCAGCAGCCUGAGGCCCACACCUGUUGCCACACCUUCUGCUUCUCCAGGACGAUCCAUCACUCCUCCUCUCCGCAGCAAAGAGAGCCGGAUCACCUUCAUCGAAGAGGAAGAAUCUCCUGAACCAGAGAAAGGCAUCCGUUGGACCAAUGGGAUGGCAGCGGACAGUGAGAUUAGCUUGCUGACCAGAGGCUCCACACUAUCCAAGGCCACACGUAAGACCUGGUCCUCACAGCCUGCAGAGGAGGAGGAGGAGGAGGAAGAGGAGGAGGAAGAUGGAGACAAGGAAGUGGAACAGCCUAGUGUAAAGUUCUUGCCUCCAGAAGGUGGCAUUCCCUCACCACUCCUGAGGUCCUUUGAGAGCGAACCAUCCUCCAUCCAUGAAGUCGCAGAGGAAACAAAACCAUCAGAUACAACGCAAGCACGGCUUAGCCUGAGCUUCAAUACCAGCCAGAUGUCUAUCCGUUCGACAGACACCACACUGGAGUACUAUGAUGCACCUCUCUCAGAAGAGCAGGCAGGAGAGGAGGGGCAUACAGCUGAGGAGGCAGUGACAAUAAAGAUCAAAGACUUGGCUGAAAAAGAAGAACCAGAGGAAAAGCCCUCACCCAACACUGAGCAAACUGCUCUCCUGACAUCAGAGGACCCAGAGCUGGAAGAAGAAAUAUUUGAGGAUGUGAUGGAGGUUGGUCUUGAACAGGAGGCUAAAAACGAGGAAGAAGUUCAGGCUGAAAAGGAGGAAGAACAUCCAGAUGUUGAGACAAGAAGUGAACAAGAGGAUGUUGCAAUUCUUGACCAAGAGGAGACAUCUACUCAAAAUCAAGUUUGUAACCAGGUAACUGAGAGCACGGACUCUGGCACUGAAGUCGAAUCUCAGGACCAACCAGCAACAGCCACGGUGCAGGACGACCAGUCAGAGGCCACUGAAUCCACAGAGUUCACUGAGCAUCUGAAACCGUCUGAAGACACUGAACCUACUUAUAAACCAGAAGAAGAGCCAGAGCAAACUACAGAUCUGACUGAGUUUGUGCAGAGACAUCUGUUUGGCAGUGAUCUGUCUCCUCCGCUCACUCGCUCAGGAAUCCAUGACGUAUCACAGACCCUGACAUCCUUCAACAGUGAGUCACUCGUUGAGGUUGAAGAGGAGGAGCCAGCAGCUGCUGAAGCUCCCCCAGUGUUCACCAGCCAAAAAUCUAUUGUCUCUGUGACUUCGUCGGAGCCAACUGGCACAGACUCUCACUCUGUUGUGAGUUUAAACGACAGUGAAGAGCUUUCUAGCCCUGUGUCAGAGGAAGAUGAAGAUGAGGAGGAGGAUGAGGAAGAGGAUGAAGAGGAGGAGGAGGAGGAGGAGGAGGAGUCUGAUCAAGCUGAAAAUAAUGAAGAGGAGGAUGAGGAGGAGGACUCUGGUAGUGAGGUGGAGAUCAUUGAGGAGGUCCAGGGUAAUGGGAGGCUGCCACCCCUCCAACCCAGUUCAGUCUUUGUACAACAGGGGCACACACACUUCCUGCCAUCCUGCCUGUCAGUGCAGGAGGCAGCAGAGUUCUCUCUGAUCACACCCAGUGCGGAGAUGAAGAUUGUCGAGGAGGAGAUGGAGGGUGAAGUGGUGAUGGUGAGACUCGGGGCAGACGAAGGAGGAAUGGAGGCAGAUGAAGUUGAAGACCAAGGAUCGUCAUACAUGGAGCUCAAGCCCUCUACCACUCUCCUCGUACCCCUGGAGCUCAUGGAGGGUCAGGACGGCCUCGUGGACACUUCUCAGCUCGGUCUUCCUGAGCUUCCACAAAGUGUUAUACCAGAUGACCCGAGGUCUGAAGCUCACAGCGGCUUCUCUCUGAUGCUGGAUAUGGACGAGGACCUGGAUAAAGACGCAGACACACUACCUAUGGAGAAGGAUCUGCAAUUCUCCGACCCUCCCACCCUGUCUCCAGCAGUGGAGGCUAGUGAUGAACCUGUGGCCAAACCUGAGGUUAUAAUUCUAGGCACAGAUGAUCAGGAUCCUCUCCUGUCUGAAGAAGCCUCUGAAGAGGACCAGAAGAAAGAGACGGAUGCCUUGGACGGAGUUGAGACAGAUGUACCAACAGAGCCAGAAUUUGUAAAACUCUCUGAUCAAGCUGACCUUGAAACUGGAAACGCUGAAAACCACGAGCCAGAGGAUGCUAAAGAACAGAUGGAUGCAGAGGUUGUAAUGUUGGCUGAAGAUCAGCAACCUGCAGAUCUUUCUGUCUCUGUGCCUACUCCAGUAGAUGAGAUCCCAGAAGUUGUGGAUGACAAAGACUCUAAGGCAGAGAAAGAUGCUGCUAAGGAGGACGAGGGACAGGAGGAGCAAAAGGAGGACGAGGCACAGGAGGAGGAAGAGGAGGGUGUGGGACAUGAGGAGGGCAUGGGACAGGAGCAGGAGGGAGUGGUACCUGAGGUGGGCAUGGGACAGGAGGAGGAAGGUGUGGCACAGGAGGAGGAAGAGGAGGGCGUGGGACAGGAGGAGGAAGAGGAGGGCGUGGGACAGGAGGAGAGGGAGGAGGGCGUGGGACAGAAGAAGGAGGAGGGAGUGGUACCGGAGGAGGGCAUGGAACAGGAGGAGGAGGGAGUGGUACCGGAGGUGGGCAUGGGACAGGAGGAGGAGGGAGUGGUACCGGAGGAGGGCAUGGGACAGGAAGAAGACAAACCAACACCUGCCGAGUAUCAGGAAGAGCCGGAAGAAAAUGGACCAGUAGAUAUGAACACAGAGACAGCGACAGCUGUGGAGGAGAAGCAGCAGGACUACAAAGCCUCAACCGAAGCAGACGAGAACAGCGAAGAAAUUAAAACUGAGAAAGAAACAAAAACAAGAGCUAGGAGAAAACAUAAAGAUGUUGAAGAAGAGAAACCUGUGUCAAAUAACCAGCCUGAGGAACAGCCUGUGCCAGAGAUCCCCACUUCUCAGAGGAAAAAGAGAGCUCCUUCCACCCCAACACGGAGGACGACGAGAGGGAAGACAGUUUCCUUUGUCUCUCCUGUCACAGAGGAAGCAGAGGAGCCAGAAAAGGAUGGACAAGUGGAGGAGGCAGAAACAAGCACGCUGGUCCCUGCCUCGCCUAGUCGUACACCUAGAAAAAGUAAACGGAACAAUGAAAAAGUCAGAGCUAGCCCACCUCGAAGAAGUACUCGCAAAACUCAUGUGGAGUCUCCUAAAGCAGAGGUUGAGGAGGAGAAGGAGGCCAUGGAUAGUGAUACCACUGUUGCAUCAACCUCCAAGGCCGCUUCUCCAUCCAGACGACGCGGUUCCCAGAGGGCCACUUCAGCCAAGACCAGCCAAAGUGUUAGUGAGGAAGUGUCCACAGCCACAGAGGAACAAGAGGAUGAGGUCACAGAGACAAAGCCUUCUCGACGAACAAGCUCCAGGACCCCCACACCGGCCAAACGCAGGAUCACUCAGGGAAACACUCCAAGGAGGUCUAGCAGGAAGACCAUACCAUUAGAGAUCUUAAAAGAAGAGACGGAACAUGAGGAGGUGUUUGCAUCCCCUGUCAAACGUAACUCCAGGAGAACUAAGACCGAACCAUCCGAGACGCAGACAGUCCUGCUGGAAGAGGAAGAGGGCAAAAAGCAGCAAGUCCCCAGCCCCGGCAGAACAACUCGACAGUCCAACCGGAUUACCUUAAAUGUUUAUCCACAAGUAAAACUGGUUCCUGUAUCAAUUCCUCAGAGCGCAAAGAAGACGAGAGGGAAGACAAUUACUGAAAAUAUAGAAGAAAGUGAAACCCUGCUUGAGCCUGAACUGAACAGCAACACGGGUCACACCAACUCCCUUCGGACUAGAAGCAAACUUUGGGAUCACCCAGAGGAAGAUCUUCCCUUACUUGACUCACCACUGGAGGUGGAUUCUGAAACCCCGGUCGCAGAUGCCCUCAUCAAGCGACUUCAGGAUGAAGAAGAGAAGCAGGAAGGUGGAGUAGUCGUCACAAAGAUGGUAAGAACCAGCAAGAAGAGAACAAAGUCGUCGGUGGAGGAGGUUCACGCAUUACUCGUCCCAGUACCUGAAGAGGACGACUCUAGUCCAGGCGAGCAUUCAUUCAUCUACUCCCCCUCACGACGAAGAACAAGAGCUAAUAGAGCAGAGUCUCCCGGGCCGAGUGACGAGUCUGCAGCUCCUGUCACUCGCAGCAGGCGAAAAGUCGUCAAAGAAACAUCUGUCACUCCACAUGAUGAAAUCACUUCAGAAGAAGAUCAUGUGGAAGUGGAGAAAGCAGCAGGUGCUUCAAAGACCAGAAGAACAGGCAAACGAACAGCAAAAUCCAAAACGGUUUCUGAGCCGGCUCCUGUAGCCGAGGUGGACCUGAUCUCGCCACUGCCUAGCCCAGCUGAUCCGGUCCCACGAGCACUCAAAAGGAUUAAAGAGGGAGAAGCCCCGGCCAUGAGCGUGAACCUUCGACGCAAACGCAUAAUGGACACCGUUUUCUCAAAACCUGUCACACGGAGGAAGAAACUCUAAGGAAGGUUUGUGGUGGUUUUAACCACUGACCCUCCGACAGCCACCAGAAGAAAUGAACCAACUCGGUUGGAAGCUGUCAAAUAAAAGUGUGUGUCUAAAUUCACGAUGGAUCUAUUUCCUCAAACGCCUCACAGUGCUGCGGUUUGUACGUCAACUUCUCUGUAGGACAAUAAAAUAAAAGCAAUGUAGGCAUGAAAAUUUAUUUUUGGGACAAAACACACUGGUGAAUAGCAGUGUGACAGAGGACUAUAUUUUUAGAGUUUACAUGUCCCACUCACUCGUACUAACUCAACUUCACUUGAUAUUGUGUCUGUGGCCAUUUUGUGUUGAACGUUUUGAGACUCUCCUCGUAAUCAGCUUAAGUGUCUGGCCACAGAAUAGUACAAGGGAAAGCAAUCUAUGUGGGCUUUAAAAGCUCCCAUUAAUAAAACCAGAGACUGAACUGAACCUGCCUCUGAUGAAGAGGUUUUAUUUACAUUCUCUUUUAAGUAUUUUUUGUUGUUGUUGUCGUUUACUUUUAAGAUUUCGAGGCCUGCUGUUUUUUCUAUUUAAGAAGAAAAGCAACCAACCCAGUGGAGAUAAAACAUUUCUACUGAUUCAUUUGUAUAUAGUCUUUUUGCUAUGUUCCAAAUAAAGUUAAUAAAUAAAUCCUAAAGAAUUAUGUUCAUUUUGAAGUUUUAAGUGUGUCUGGAAUGCAAUUGAUCAUCUAAUCAGACUGCCUAUGCCAUAGUCUUAAAAUUCUGUUGAUUUGGGGGUUUUCUGUGACAGAGGCACAGACGUGGACACUAUUGCCAUCAUAUUGGAACAGUUUUUGUAUGUCAUGGGGAUGUUGUAUUGUGUGAAAGAAACAAAAGGUCUUGCACAGUGGUCUGGAGUUUGUUUUGGGAAAUGUUAAUAGGCUUGUUUAAUUAAAUUUAUGGCAACUACCAUCUGAUAUAGGCUAUUUUCUGAAGAAUGUAUGUAGAAUGUCUUAUUUUUGAUGACUGCUCUUUGAUAAAUAUGGUAAAGCUUGAAUACUUCUCUA